CCAAAAAAACUGGCUACUUUACGACACCAAACUGAUAAAAAAAGAAAAGAAAAAGAAAGGAAAGGAAUCUCGAUUGCGAAGCGAAGCCAACUCAGUAAGACUCACUCACUCUCAAGUCUUCUCUCAAGUCUCAUUCAUCUUUCUCACAUUCUCUCCGGAACCAAACUUCCACGAGAUUCUCGAACACCUUUUCGCAAAAAUCGAAAACCCACACCAUUUCACUUCACAACCUUCUCGCUCCACUGAGAGACUCUUCAUCGUUUCCAGUCCACGGAAUCCGAAUUCCCACACCUUGAAUUUAACUUCCGAAUUUCGCAAUUCUCGCCAAAGAUGGAUCCUGAACUGGAAAACGAUGAUUGAGGAGGAUUGAGCGAAAGCCGGAGCUAAAUGAAGCGAAAAGUUUCGCAGCAGAGACCUUGGUGUUAUAAAUGGAGGAGGAAGCUUUUCGCGCUGGUAUUGCUAGGGUUUUGUUUCGGGACUACCGUAUUAAUGAUGCAGAGCCAGUACAGUCGGAUCAUGACGAUGGUGCAGAGGCCGAAGAUUGCGUUCUUGUUCAUCGCGCGGAAUCGGCUUCCUCUGGACAUAGUUUGGGACGCAUUCUUUCAGGGAGGGGAGAAUAAAUUUUCCAUUUUUGUUCACUCUAGACCAAGGUUUCUGCUCAACAAGGCAACAACAAGAUCAGUCUAUUUUUUCAAUCGUCAAGUUAAUGAUAGCAUACAGGUAGAUUGGGGUGGAGCCAGCAUGAUUGAGGCAGAGCGGAUAUUACUUAGGCAUGCACUUGAGGAUCCUUUUAAUGAGCGCUUUGUGUUUCUUUCAGACAGCUGCAUUCCUCUAUACAACUUCAGCUACACGUAUGACUAUAUCAUGUCCACGUCACAUAGUUUUGUAGACAGCUUUGCUGAUACAAAAGAGGGUCGCUACAAUCCGAAAAUGGCUUCUGUUAUUCCAGUUCAUAACUGGAGGAAAGGAUCUCAAUGGGUUGUUCUGACCAGAAAGCAUGCAGAAGUUGUUGUGGAAGACAAUACUGUCUUUCCUAUGUUUCAACAGCAUUGCAAGGCAAGUUAUCUUCUAAUUAUGAUUUGUGACUAG
Molecule: messenger RNA, 1089 nt
Organism: Corylus avellana
Lineage: Eukaryota; Viridiplantae; Streptophyta; Magnoliopsida; Fagales; Betulaceae
Source: RefSeq, a predicted model, not a curated record